AUGGCUGCCCUCGUUGCACCAAAUAAUCCUUCUUUACUACCUACUACCGCUGGUAUAACUGGCGUAAAUAAACGAUAUCGUCCUGCUCCUGCAAAAACUUUUCAAUGCAGAGGUUAUGGCGAAUGUCGUAUGGUUUUCAGUAGAAGUGAGCAUCUUGCCAGGCACAUUAGGAAACAUACGGGCGAGCGCCCUUUUACUUGUCAUUGCAGCAAGCAAUUUUCAAGACUAGAUAAUCUACGUCAGCAUGCUCAAACUGUUCACGCUGAUAAGCAAGAACAGAAUGAGCGUAUGAUGCGUGAACUUACCUCUCUUCAUGCUUCUAUGGCUGCCGCAAAUAAAACCGGUCAACCAAGAGGCAAGAGAGGUCAAGCCACCGUCAAUACUACAGCUGUACUAGCUUCUAGUAAUCACUCCCUAUCUCAAGAUACUUCAAUGCAUGGUCUCGAUCAAGUCAAGGAGGAGGACUUGUCUGCCUCUCUCCACCCCAUGCACCAGCGUCCCGGUACGAGCACUGGUUACGAGGGUGGUGACAACAUGAUUUACGGUGACGGUUGGAAUUCCGAUUUGGAUCAUCGUGCUACCAAUUCACGCCCUACAAACAUUAAUCACCACAAUAACAAUAUCAACAACAACAACAACAACAACAAUAACCAUUCCUUUCGUGAUUCCAGCCAGUCCUUUCGUGUCCCCCCUGCAUCCUCAAAUCACUGGAACCAGCAAUCCCAGUCCUUUCAGUCCUUCACCACCAAUACAUUCAACUUCAGUAUCCCCUCUAGGGACAGUCUCUCACGGGAUGGUCGGCCCGGAUCUAGCUCAAGCAGGCCACCAACUUCAAGUGCUACAGACUCACAUGCUAGAACGCUCCCGCCACUCGCUGCCGUCGUCUCCGCGACAAUCUCCCCACCACCAUCCCAGUCAUUCUCCCUCGCACCUCAAUCAGCACAGCACGUACUUCCCUUACCCUUCAGAAGACCUUCCACAGCCAAUCGCCCAGGCACAGCUCCCGCAUCAAUCCUCUCCACAAAACCUGCUUACGCUGGAGGGCCUGGAUUGGUCACAGAAUUAUCCCUUCCAGUCUAUGGACGCACCGACAUGGCAGCGCCAUCCAUCACAUCCUCCUACGGCUCAGUCUCAUACGAUCCAGAACCACAAUCUCCCACAGGCGCUUCAUAUGACUCACCGUUUUCCUUCCACCCACCGGCGCUCGCCGAACCAGUCUCAUCUGGCGGCCCUUUCGCAUAUUCACCACCCGGCAACCCACGCAAACGACCAUACCAGGGAUCAGACGAUGAUGUCCCACGUCGAGAACCCAGCAGCGGCCUUUCAGGCCCUGGAGAGUACGAGUACGGGUCAGAAUCACGCCCUCAAUCUAGAAGGCUCUCCGUCCUGGAACUCUGCAACGAGCCAGAUGCAGAUGCAGGAGUUCGAUCAUUUUUACACGGUGCAACAGGAACGGCUUCACGCCCGACUACAGCAUCAGGACUCGUCUCAUCAGCAUCUGCCCUCGCACUCGUCGAUCGAACACCCAUCUCAAGCUACUCAUUACUCCCAGGAGCUCAGACGCCAACAGCUUCAACAGCUCCAGCAUCAGCGUAUAGCACAGGCACGGCGGCACUCGGAGGGGGCAGAGUUUCUCCACAAUUUCGGCACGACUUAUCAUCGGCAUCAGCAGCAGUACUUUCCUCUAGCCGAGGAACCUUCGCAUCUUCACCCUUAUCAGACACAUCACGCAGCCCACGAUCCCAACCACACAACGUUGCCUUCGCCACCGUUGCUCGAUCCGUCAGCAUUCAAUCAAACUCGUCAUCCCCAUCAUCCAAUGGGUCAACCCCUCCAGCAUUAUCUCGGCGAGGAAGGGAAUCCCCAGUUACAUCUCCGUACUCCUCCUCUGCAGUUGGAAUGAAAGUGUAA
Suillus paluster is the source of this 1911-nucleotide messenger RNA. RefSeq lists its product as uncharacterized. Gene Ontology annotation, molecular function: DNA-binding transcription factor activity, RNA polymerase II-specific; RNA polymerase II cis-regulatory region sequence-specific DNA binding. The record is from RefSeq and is a predicted model, not a curated record. Gene Ontology annotation, biological process: regulation of transcription by RNA polymerase II. The coding region runs from base 1 to 1911 and encodes 636 amino acids. NCBI's taxonomy places the organism in Eukaryota, Fungi, Basidiomycota, Agaricomycetes, Boletales, Suillaceae. Gene Ontology annotation, cellular component: chromatin. The transcript is spliced from 2 exons.